Molecule: messenger RNA, 2473 nt
Organism: Beta vulgaris subsp. vulgaris (sugar beet)
Lineage: Eukaryota; Viridiplantae; Streptophyta; Magnoliopsida; Caryophyllales; Amaranthaceae
Product: BTB/POZ domain-containing protein At2g04740
Exons: 5
Coding region: 169-1914 (581 amino acids)
Cellular component (GO): ubiquitin ligase complex; cytoplasm
Molecular function (GO): protein binding
Source: RefSeq, a predicted model, not a curated record
UUUUCCUCUUUCUCUUUCCACUGCAAGUGUCUGCAACUAUAAAAUCAUACAACCAACCGCCAUUCAACCCCAGCAAAACCCCCACCACAUUUGCAAUUUGCCACCAAAAUCUCUCUCAUCCUUCUCCACAAAACCCCCACCAAAAAACCCUAAAAUCCAAAAUUAAAAAUGGCCGAUCUGUCAGACAUAUUCCUAGAGGUGGAAGACCUUACAUCGUCCCUGCCCACAAAGAAGGUCCCACAUGGCGAUGUUUUCGAGGCCGCACGAGCCGGGGACGUGGACCGCCUUGGAUACCUUCUUGAAUCCGGUGUCAAUGUCAAUGCUAGAGACAAGUGGGAUUCUGUUGCUCUUUACUAUGCUUGUUUAGCUGGUCAUCUUGAUGCUGCUCUUAUGCUUCUUCUUAAUGGCGCCAUUUGUGAUGAGCAUACCUUUGAUGGUGAUCGUUGCCACUAUGCUGCCCUUAAUUUUAAGGUCAGGAAGCUUCUUAAAGCUUUUGAGGCUCGUCCUCCGCCUCUGCCGCCGCUUCAGGCUGCUUUAAGGGACACUUUCCUUGCCUGUGUGCCUAAUCGCCCGCUUUUCGACUUCACUGAUGAUCACCUUCCCUUGCCUGGCUCGUCGAAGCUGGAUGGACCCAAUCAGAACUACUUCUCCCCAGAUGUUGUAUUUUAUGUGCACGGUAGGCCCAUAGAAGCUCAUAGAGUAAUUUUAAGUGCUCGGUCGCCAUAUUUUAAGAAGAAGUUUGAGAAUGAUUGGAAGGAUCGAAGAGAAGUAAGAUUUUCAAAGGAGAAAUUAUCUCAUCCUGCUCUCUACAGCCUCUUGCACUUCUUUUAUUCUGACCGGCUAGAGGUUGCAGUAGAUGACAUGGAGGAUUUAGUCAGAAUUUGCAAAGUCUGUGAAUGUGAAGAAAUGCGGAGGGUGAUUGAGAAAGAACUAGCUCACCAGAAGUUCACAGAAUACAAAGCUUUGCAAGAAAUAGACAGCUCUCAAAGGCGUUUUGUAUUGCAGGGCUUGUCCCUUCCUGAGGAAGACCGUCUUCCUGCUGCUUUACAUCAUAUUCUUCAGCUUUCCUUGAACAAUUCCUCUACAAAACAGGACAUAGAUAAUGUUGCCCUUAAUUUAGUAGCUUCUGCUGGUAGAUUACAGAUCCAUGAACAUGCGAGCGAUCUUGCUGAUAUAUGUGUUGGAGUUGAUGGGCGGGUUUUUCGCUGCCAUCAAGUUGUCUUGGCUUCGAGAUCAGACUAUUUCAGAACAAGAAUUUCCCGGAUGGAUGAUUUUCUGGAGGUGAACAAUGACGUUCUUGGUCAUACUCUUCCCUAUCUUGAAGAGCAUGAUUUGAGCCAUGAGGCAUUUGAGAAAAUGAUAGAAUACAUGUACACUGAUGUUUUGAAAGAUGUGGAUCCUCAACAGGCUGAGGAGUUAUUUGAUGCUGCUUCGAGAUAUUUGUUAUUUCCCCUGAAGCGUGCUGUAGCUGAUGCACUACUCCCGCACCUAGAAAUGGCCUCACCUUCAGAAUUAUGCCACUGGCUGCUAUUAGCAGAUAUGUAUGGUGUCCUGAAGAUUAGGGAGUACAGUCUCGAUGCGAUGGCUUGCAACUUUGAGACAUUUGCCGACACACAAGAAUUCCGCGCGAUGCUUUUGACGCUUCCACCACCAUCAGGAGACUCGUCCCUCCGUACUACUGCCCCUAGUGCCCCUGGAGGAGGAGGAAUUCAUGACCAGGGGAACGUUCUUGAUGAUUUGCGGGAGAAGUGGCUCGAGAUUGAGGCUGCUGAGUUGGAUAAGAGAGAUGAGAGUGCCUUACUUUUUGACAAGCGACUGGAGAUGCUAAUGCACAUUGCCGAACAAGAACAAGAACAAGAAAAAGAGAUGUCGAAUUCAAUUAAUGGAACUAUGAAAUGCUCUAUGAUGGUUUAAUAGAGAAUUUAACAAGCUAUUGUGAAUACAUAGAAGUGCAAUACUGUUGUCACAGUAAGCAAUAUUUCAUCUGAGUGAUGGUCCAAGGUGCUAUCAUCAGCUGCGGUGGUGCUUAACUCAUGACUCAUGAGUGCCCGAAUUUGGGCCUCUGUGUCUUGUGCUACAUACUGAUAUCAUUCCUUUCUCCACAAUAUAUAAGAGGCAGUUAAUCCCACGCUUUGGAAACUACGCUUAUGGAAGGGUUUUGACUUCUAAGUGAAUAGGUUCUAUUCUAGCUUUUACACUUGUGGAAAAUGAAUACCUAUAUGCUAUGAUGUAUUUAGUUCAGCCCCAAUUCUGUGGCCAUGCUCUUAGUCAAUUUGUUUCAUCCUUUCCCCCCCUUUUUUUUUGUAAUAUGAAUGAAAUUACAUAGGAAAUAUAAGUAUAACAAUAUUAAAUUAUGUAAUAUACUCAUAUGUAUAUUAACAUUUACGGUUUACCUAAAACUUUGAACAAUUUUACUUGUGUAAAUUGGACUAUUUAUUUUUAAUAUUAGAUCCAGACUAUUCGUUACGUUGAA